Messenger RNA from Zea mays, 3586 nucleotides. RefSeq names its product heat shock 70 kDa protein 4. The transcript is spliced from 9 exons. The coding region runs from base 660 to 3287 and encodes 875 amino acids. Lineage: Eukaryota; Viridiplantae; Streptophyta; Magnoliopsida; Poales; Poaceae. Gene Ontology annotation, molecular function: ATP-dependent protein folding chaperone; ATP binding. Gene Ontology annotation, biological process: protein folding. The record is from RefSeq and is a predicted model, not a curated record. Gene Ontology annotation, cellular component: cytosol; nucleus.
UGAAGAUAGCUCGAGCAGAUUUCACUAAAGGCAUAAGGUAAGCUACACACAAUAUCAAUGUAAGAUAGCGUUCACACUGCUCAUGUUAUAUUAUUUACGACCUAAACUACUCUACUACUUCAAACAAUUAUAUAUGUAUAUAUACCUCUCUAAGCAAUAAGAUUUUGUAUCUUAUGUAAACACGUCAAGAAACGGGGGCUCGCGCGGACCGCGAGCACUUUACUAGUGAGUCGUGAAGAGCCCAGAACGUUCUAUUGUGACCUGCUUCCUGCGAGCGCGGGCCGAACACGUCAGACGAAAGAAUGAACAGAACCUGGGCCAACACGUCAGUCCGAAGAACGAACAGUAUCUCUGGCAACUCCUAGAACGUUCACGGCCACACCGCCACACCCACACCACACAGCAGUGCAGCACGGCGCCCCGCCCCUCGUACUCGGUGAGAUAUAUCCCCGCCUUCCCUCGCGAAAGCUCUCGUAGAGACGACGACGACGACGACGACGACGACGACGCGAGAAGUCGAGGCGCCGCUGCUUGCUAGGACCGAGCUUCAGGAAGUCUCCAACGGCCCCGGCGCCGGCACGGCCUGCCCCGCGCCGCCACAGGGAUUGAUUGUGAUCAGAUCUAUUCUGUAGUGGUCAGCGGCUGAGGGUGAACCGAAGAUGAGCGUUGUGGGAUUCGAUCUCGGCAAUGAGAGCUGCAUUGUGGCAGUCGCGCGGCAGCGCGGCAUCGACGUGGUCCUCAACGAUGAGUCCAAACGCGAGACACCCGCCAUCGUCUGCUUCGGGGACAAGCAGCGGUUCAUCGGUACGGCGGGCGCCGCGUCCUCAACCAUGAACCCCAAAAACUCCAUUUCUCAGAUCAAGCGCCUGCUCGGCCGCAAGUUCUCCGACCCCGAGCUCCAGAGUGAUCUCGCGUCCUUCCCGUUCCGUGUCACGGAGGGCCCCGAUGGAUUUCCCUUGGUACAUGUGCGGUUCCUGGGCGAGGAGCGGACGUUUACCCCCACCCAGCUGCUUGCCAUGGUGCUGUCCAAUCUGAAGGGCAUUGCUGAGGGGAACCUUAAGACUGCGGUUGUUGAUUGCUGCAUUGGCAUCCCUGUGUACUUCAGUGAUUUGCAGCGCAGGGCUGUUCUUGAUGCUGCUACUAUUGCAGGCCUCACGCCGUUGCAGCUAUUUCAUGAGACAACUGCCACGGCAUUGGCUUAUGGCAUUUAUAAGACUGACCUCCCGGAGCAUGACCAGCUAAACGUUGCAUUUGUUGAUGUCGGCCAUGCUAGCUUGCAGGUCAGCAUUGUCGGUUACAAGAAGGGACAGCUCAAGAUGCUUUCGCAUGCAUAUGACCGUUCUCUUGGUGGGAGGGACUUCGAUGAGGCCCUCUUCAAGCACUUCGCGGCGAAGUUCAAAGAAGAAUAUAAGAUUGAUGUUUACCAGAAUGCCCGUGCAUGCCUUAGGUUGCGUGUGGCGUGUGAGAAGCUUAAGAAGAUGCUGAGCGCCAACCCAGAGGCCCCACUGAACAUUGAGUGCUUGAUGGAUGAGAAAGAUGUGAGAGGGUUUAUUAAGAGAGAGGAGUUUGAACACAUCAGUGCACCUGUGCUGGUACGUGUCAAAGGACCCUUGGAGAAGGCCUUGGCUGAAGCUGGCUUGACAACUGAAAAUGUGCACUUUGUUGAGGUUGUCGGAUCUGGUUCUCGUGUUCCAGCCAUAAUCAAGAUAAUCACUGAUUUUUUUGGGAAGGAGCCGAGACGAACCAUGAAUGCAAGCGAGUGUGUUGCGCGGGGCUGUGCUCUCCAGUGUGCUAUUCUCAGCCCCACUUUCAAAGUGCGGGAAUUCCAGGUUAAUGAUGGGUUUCCUUUCUCAAUUGCAUUGUCAUGGAAACAAGACUCGCAGAACAGUGCACCCCAACAGACCCUUGUAUUUCCAAAGGGGAAUGUAAUUCCCAGCAUUAAAGCUCUAACCUUCUAUAAAUCCAGUACAUUUGAAGUUGAUGUUUUGUAUGUGGACACAUGCGACUCGCAAAUUCCACAGAAGAUAAGCACUUACACAAUUGGACCUUUCCAACCCUCCAAAGGUGAGAGGGCCAAACUGAAAGUUAAAGUGCGUCUCAACAUCCACGGGAUUGUCACAGUUGAUUCAGCUAUGAUGCUGGAGGAGGAUGUGGCAGUUCCAGUCUCAUCUGCUAAUGAAGCUCCAAAGGAUACUACAAAGAUGGACACAGAUGAUGCACCAAGUGAUCCUGUCUCUGGAACUGAUGUGAAUGUGCAUGAGCCUGAUACUACUGAGGCUGCUCCUGCAGCUGAAAAUGGAACACAAAAUCCCGAGGAAAAAUCUGUUCCAAUGGAAACUGAUGCAAAGGUUGAGCCAUCAAAAAGGAAAGUUAAGAGAACUUCUGUUCCGGUCCAUGCGUUGGUCUAUGGUGCCUUGGCUGCAGCUGACCUGCAGAAGGCUGUAGAGAAAGAGUAUGAGAUGGCUCUUCAGGACAGAGUAAUGGAAGAAACCAAAGAGAAGAAAAAUGCUGUGGAAGCUUAUGUCUAUGACAUGCGUAACAAGCUCUACGACAGGUACAACGAUUUUGUGACACCUGAGGAGAAGGAAGGGUUGAUUGGAAAGCUUCAGGAGGUUGAAGAUUGGCUAUAUGAAGAUGGUGAGGAUGAGACAAAGGGAGUCUAUAUUUCUAAACUGGAAGAUCUUAAGAAGGUAUUUCUAUAUGCACUGAAUUACAGCAUUGCUUGGUGCAUGCUUGUGAAUUUAGAUGACACAAGUUUUCUUCAAUUGCAGAUUGGUGACCCAAUUGAGGCACGGUACAAGGAGUCGACAGAAAGGGGUUCCUCUGUAGAUCAACUGGUCUACUGCAUCAACAGUUUCAGAGAGGCUGCUUUGUCCAGUGACCAAAAGUUUGGCCAUAUCGACAUAUCUGAGAAACAGAAGGUCAUCAAUGAGUGCUCUGAAGUAGAGAACUGGUUGAGAGAGAGGAAGCAGCAGCAGGACGCCCUACCUAAGCACACCGAUCCUGUGCUGCUCGUAUCAGAUCUGAAGAAGAAAGCUGAAGCACUUGACAGGUUCUGCAAACCGAUCAUGACUAAACCAAAGCCAGCUCCGAAGCCACAGACUCCGCCACCACAUACUCCACCUCCACAGCCUGAAGCCCAAGCAUCUGACCCUCAAACACCAGAACAACAACAAAGCGGGACUGGUGCAGCUGGUGAGCCGGGUAGUGAGGGAGGUGUGCAGCAGGCCUCCGGUGAGCAAAUGGACAUGGACAGGCCCGAUGAUUCUGCGGAUGUUGCGGCAUAAUUGUGGUUGUGGUUGUCAUCUGUCUUAUGAUCGAUCAAAAUUUUCUGUUUGUCUGGUAGGUGGAUGAGUUAAGGCAACAGCAUAUUCUCCCAAGCGAUUUCGUUUUAGGGUUUGGAACAUUGAGAUUGAGGUAAUGCGUCUUGUCCAGCGUUGUUUUGGUCUGGACUGUGAAUCAGAAUAGAAACGUUGCAUGAUCGAAUUGCGCCAUUAGAUCUCAUAAUCAAAAAACGUGGAUGAUUCGACAAAAGGUAUAUUUAUCUGGAUGUUUCAUGUUAAUUCAUGUCACAUGGAUUCCUUCA